Molecule: messenger RNA, 1858 nt
Organism: Syzygium oleosum
Lineage: Eukaryota; Viridiplantae; Streptophyta; Magnoliopsida; Myrtales; Myrtaceae
Product: LEAF RUST 10 DISEASE-RESISTANCE LOCUS RECEPTOR-LIKE PROTEIN KINASE-like 2.7
Exons: 1
Coding region: 575-1669 (364 amino acids)
Molecular function (GO): polysaccharide binding
Source: RefSeq, a predicted model, not a curated record
CAUCAUCGUGAAUCACGAGAGAUGGGCCCGAUUCGGCUUGACCCUGGAGCCAUGGCCCUUUGCCAUCCACUGAUCUUUAACCAAGUGGCUUUUUCUGGGGGCUGAUAUAUCAUCAGGCAAAAGUUUACGGAAACUCGUCCAGAUGACAGUUUAGCCGCCUCAGUUCUGCUGAGGCUCCGAUCCCCUUCUGUGUUUCUAGUCUAUCUAGAACGCUGCUAACCCAUCUUUGAAGGAGAUUGGCAAAGCUCGUUUGAUUAGUCGGGGCUGCCGCGUGAAGGAAUUGUAAGAUGCGGAAUACUAGUCCAAGUCCUCCAAAGUCAAGUAUACAAUUAGCCAACAGCUCAAGUUGCUUGGCUAGUUUCCACGUGCCUCCUCCUCCUCCUUCUUUUUUAGCUUUUGUCUCGGGCGCCAAAGUCUUGGUCUUCGGAUGACUUAAGACAAAGAGGUUCUCAUUUUAGUGCAUUGGGGGUCAAGUCAUUUCCCAAAAGCAGCAUUGUUCUUAUCCCUCUGCAUCCUCUUCCUUUUUACAUGCACCCUCCUCCCUUGUUUUGCUCCCAACGCCAUCUCCCUUCGGAUGGAUCUUACCAUGUCGUGUUCUUCUCUCUCCUUGCUCUUCUUCAUCUCCCUCCAUGUUCACUUCCUCUUGCCAGCUUCCAGCGAAUUCCAGCCGUUCCAAGAGUGCGCUCCUUUUCAUUGCGGAGAUCAACAAAUCAGCUAUCCUUUCAGGCAUAAAGAGCAAAAAAGUUACUGUGGGUAUCCCGGCUACGAGCUCGGCUGUGACGGACAUAACCUGACCCUUCUCUCCAUGGAGUCCCUGGAAUAUCGGGUAAUCCACAUGACUAUGAGCACGAAGAUCCUUGAGGUGGCAAGGAUGGAUUUAUCGGACGAUAUAUGUCUUGGAAGACAUGUCGACACCACUUUAAACUCCAUUCUCUUCGACUACACUUUCAAUGACCGCAAUUCCACCUUAUUCUAUGAUUGCGAUUCAUCGCCAGUCCCUGAAUCUCAUCGAUUCUCUUGUCCCCAAUCUCAAGAUGGCUACUUUGCUGUUGAUGUGGACCAUGCAAACCCACCACACGAGCUAUGCAAGUUCAGUGUCCUUGUCCCAAUUUCACAGAGUGAUGACGCUCCAGCUCUACCACCACUACCACCGGAGGACAGCGCUGUUAGUGCUCCUAUUAAUCGUGCCGCUAUUAGUUUGUUGCUGAACAGAGGCUUUGAGAUCACCUGGAUUGCCAACACAUCGCAGUGUGAAAAUUGCAUCAAAUCAGGUGGAAGAUGCGGGUAUGGCUGGAAAAGGCAAGGAUUCAAUUGUUUUUGCGCCGAUGGAGUCCAUUCAAAGACUUGCGAGGGUAUGUAUGCUUACCCUCACCUAAUAUCUGGUUUUCAAUUAGCUAAUGUUCUUCCAUGGGAGGGACACUGGGUUUGCUUGUUAAUUGGACAUCGCCCCGCUCAUGCUUUUAAAAGCCUGACGAUCUCAUUUUGCUGGGCAUGCCCUUCCCUCUUAUAUGAUGAAGUGCUGUCAUCUCAUCCUCGCUAUGACAUGAUCACGAUACAAUUUAGACUGCAAGUCCUAAAACUAUAUCACCCCAUUCUCAACAACCUUCCUUGCCUUAACUGUUGGAUCAUUAGGUCGGUAUCUGUAAACCCACGAGAUCCAACGGUUUAAAUACAAUUAGCGAAGACGCUCCGAAUUCACCAUAAAACUUCACAUCAUGGGCAAGUAAUUUAGGUCGGAAUGCCUUAGCCGAAUAGUCAAUUUACAUAAAAAUUUAGGUUUGACUUGUUCUUUACUACUCAUAACAUGAACUGUUGACCCAUCAAAUGGGCUAGACUUUUUCACAAGUGGGAACCUAGA